Dermacentor silvarum is the source of this 951-nucleotide messenger RNA. RefSeq lists its product as uncharacterized. The record is from RefSeq and is a predicted model, not a curated record. The transcript is spliced from 3 exons. The coding region runs from base 108 to 917 and encodes 269 amino acids. NCBI's taxonomy places the organism in Eukaryota, Metazoa, Arthropoda, Arachnida, Ixodida, Ixodidae.
CAGUGUGUGUCGUACCAAGGCAAAUUUUCGAGAAACACCGACAACAAUGGCCAAUUCCGAAGCCCACAAACAUCAAGCUAUCAUGCUACCUCGGAAAAAUUCCAGUGAUGGGGGAAUUGCGUGUGCCGGUGUCGUAUAAUGGCGUAUCCUUUGACUGUCCCUUGAUCAUCCUAGACUGUACAGGUCCCAGUCUAUGCGGACGUGACUUGAUCGCCCAGAUUUCAAAGUCAAGAAUGCCAAUCUUCAACCUGAGGGCCCAGCCGGACACCCAUUCGGGAACGACCACGUCUGCCGUAGAGGACAUCCUCGCCGAGUUUCAAGACGUGUUCCAGCCAGAAGUCGGAGUGAUUGAUGGGCCCCCGGUGCGCCUACUGCUAAAGAAGGGAGCCACACCAAAAUUUUACCACCAGCCGCUCCUGGGCCUCCUGAAGUCUGACAGGCCUACACCACCACUGGCUGCUGCUCGUAUCCAGCGGUGGGCGUUGUAUCUCGGAGGAUUCUACUACAGGCUACAAUACUGUCCUGGAUCUACAAAAACGGACGAGUGGACGGUGCCAGCGGACGUCGCCGUUCAUGUCCGUAAUUACGGGCAGGGAGAUAAGUGGACUCCGGGAAGAACUGCAUCCGUAUCCGGCGCCCGAAUGGUCACCAUUGAUACACCUGAGGGACCCGUACGGCGGCACGUUGAUCAGGUGCGCUCGGCCCAGUCAAGCCCGGGGCAGUGUGAACCUAUUCCCGAAAACAAGGAAGAGACAGAACCAUCCACGAAGCAGGUAGUGUCCCCAGUACGACCACCUGUCCAGGGGCCGACGCAAGACACCCCACCUGCAGAUGCUGGCGAAGUACCGCUACGUCGUUCAAAGCGACAGCGGAAACCACCACAGCGUCUCUACAAUCUUAAGGGAAGAGAAAUGUAGCAACGGAACCUAUCUUGCUGCCAUCGCCGCUUAU